AUGGCUUCGUCUGACUCAUCUCGUGUUGGAGUUGAACCUUCUGCAUCGAGUGAUCAUCAUACAACAUCUUCUUCGUAUCAUCCACAUCACGAUGCUAGUUUUUGCGGCCCAUCUAAUGUCAAUGUAAAUCCUAUUUCUACUGUGGGUCCAUCUGAUAUUUAUGCUGUAGGUCCGUCUGAUGUUGAUGUCAAUACCUUACCUGCUGUUAAUCCAACUGAAAGAACGAUUACGGCUGCCAUACAUGCUACACCUAAUGGCACCCCGUAUUGGAUACCUCAAGUUGAUGUUAGAUACCUUCCUGUGGUAAAUAGUACAUUUACACAUUGGGAAGAUGUUGUCAUGAUGUACAACACAUAUGCUACGCAAUCCGGGUUUUCUACUCGUAUAGAUAUAUAUUAUGUUCAAGAGAAGGAAAACCACGAGUCACAGAAUCUGACCCCAAUGCUCCAUCAUCCAAGAAACAACAUAUACGAAGCUGAUUCCGGGUGUCGUGCGCGUAUCAAAGUGAGGUUUGAUCGUGCUACCGAACAAUACAAAAUAUAUGAUUUCAUCGCCGAGCACAACCAUUGCAUGAUUGGUAGCGAUCACACCAAUGUGUUAAAACAAAACAGGAAACUUGGAUUUGAGGAGCAACAUUUCAUCCACAAAGUUAGUCUUAACAAAAUCGGCCCAACUGUUGCACAUAACAUUCAAGCAUCACUUAAAGACGGACCUCAAAAUGUUCGUGGCACAACAGAAGAUUUAAAAAAUUGCUCUAUAGACAUACGUGCAUUCAUCGGUGAACGCGAUGCAGACAUCCUCUUACAUACCAUGAGAUCUCGAGUUAACAAUCUUAAUGAUUUCUAUUUUGAUUGUGUCAUAGUUGGCAAUGAGUUACGAUCUUUCUUUUGGGCUGAUUUCGUAUCAUUGCGAAAUUACGAGGCUUUCGGUGAUGUGUGUGCAUUCGACGCUACAUAUGACACCAACAAAUGCAAAAUGAUUUUUGUGCCAUUCAUCGGAGUUGAUCACCACAAAAAAUGUGUUAUCUUUGGCGCUGGCAUGUUAUACGAUGAGACUAUAGAGUCGUAUACAUGGUUACUAAACACCUUUCUGGCUGCACAUAAGAAGAAACCAAUCUUUGUUCUCACUGACCAAGACGCAUCAAUGAAAUAA
Molecule: messenger RNA, 1152 nt
Organism: Helianthus annuus (common sunflower)
Lineage: Eukaryota; Viridiplantae; Streptophyta; Magnoliopsida; Asterales; Asteraceae
Product: protein FAR1-RELATED SEQUENCE 5-like
Exons: 4
Coding region: 1-1152 (383 amino acids)
Biological process (GO): regulation of DNA-templated transcription
Source: RefSeq, a predicted model, not a curated record